AGUCGCUCUUCUUACCUGGCUUGGUGAUUUAAUUUGGUCUGUAGUUAGUUGCUGAACGACUUGGACUGACUACUGAAAUUCACUUUUUAGUAGAUGGUGAUGAGCCGACUAGAGCUUCAGGAACGUUUGGCUGCUAGAGAUUAAAAACAACAACAACAAAACCCAACCACCACCAGAUGAUGUGAAGUUCAGCAAAGGCAUUAAAGAUCAGCCGCCACUUGGAAGUACUAGGUCUUCAACACGUGGUGUGACAGGAGCCCUGAAUCAGAGAAGCAGGACAUUUCGUGUGGAUCGGGAAUCUACGUUCUGGAAAUGACAGAGAUGCAAGCCUUACAAUCUGGGACCAAAAAGAGGGUCCUUCCCUCCUGGAUGACAGCCCAGGUGGCUGAGAGGAAGGGGGUGCCGGUGAAGACCCCCAAAAGGAGGAGAAUGCAAUUGCUAUCAGCAUGCAGACCUGCAGUGAAGACCGUGUACUUCAUGAACGAAGCAGAGUUGGUGGAUGUGGCGCUGGGCAUCCUGGCUGAGGGCCGCAAACAGGAAGGGCCCUGGGAACAGCCAGCUCUGGCGGGCUCUGAUAAGCCACCCCGCCCCCCCUCCUGCCCCGUGUCACCGCACACAAGCUCCCCUGGGAGCAGCAGCAGCGAGGACGAGGACGGUGGGAGCGAUUCGCCUGCCCCAGACCUCAGCCCUGCGCAGGAGCAGGGGGCCCCCAGCGCCACCUGCCGCGGGGCCCCCGGAGAGAAGGAAGAGGAAGAGGAUGCAUUAAAGUAUGUCCGGGAGAUAUUUUUCAGCUAAGGGAUGAAAGUUCACGUAGAAGGAGGCCCUGCUGGUGACUGCGGCCUCUCCCAGACCAGAGGCACUGGAAUCACGAUCACCUGUUUUAUUGGGCUAUCGGGAUCCAGAGAAAAGUGAGGCCCUGGGAUCCAGCUAAUUGGAACUAAAGAGGGUCAGAAUUUGAGGAAAAGUGUGGCUGGUAAGAGCUCUGGAGUUUCUGGAACGCAGUAAGGCCUCUCCCUAAGGAGGAAGCUACACUAAGCAGUUCCUACCAGAGAUUUUCCAGAAGCAGGCAUUCACCUCUCUAGCUAGCGGGCGGGACAGGCAUGAUGCCACCGUCCCCUGCCCCCUGGGAGCAGAGCUACACCCCUGGGCCCCUCCGAGCCACGCAGACCAUCUCCCCCGGCCGCCAUCUGUCACCCGCCUGGCGGCCUCUGAAAAGCAAGAUGAGAACAGGAGCCUGGAGAUGGUGCUCCGGACCAAAGAUCCCGGCUGAGACCACGUUUCUGCCUCUGUAUCCAGUGUAGCUUUUCAGGGCUACAGAAUGAACUAUGCCAUUGCCAGAGUUUUUUAAUACACAGGUGUCACAAAUACACAGAAUUUCUCAAUGCA
Messenger RNA from Perognathus longimembris pacificus (Pacific pocket mouse), 1386 nucleotides. It is a transcript of the gene Cyren, whose product is annotated as cell cycle regulator of NHEJ. Gene Ontology annotation, cellular component: nucleus; cytoplasm. The transcript is spliced from 4 exons. Gene Ontology annotation, biological process: double-strand break repair via nonhomologous end joining; negative regulation of double-strand break repair via nonhomologous end joining. The record is from RefSeq and is a predicted model, not a curated record. The coding region runs from base 313 to 795 and encodes 160 amino acids. NCBI's taxonomy places the organism in Eukaryota, Metazoa, Chordata, Mammalia, Rodentia, Heteromyidae.